AAUAAACGUCCAUGUUGGAAUUAGUUCAUAUGUUGAAGAUAAAAUAAACCAAUCUUGGCCUAAAUCCUUUAGAUUCAAAGACUAAUAGACGAAAAGACUUGAAGAGAGAAGAGCCAUGGCUUCUGAGGGGUUGGAGUACAACGAAGUUGCUCUUCUUGUUCGAGGAUCUUUGAAUGCAGGAAGAUUAAAACUUCACAAAAAUGGGGUUGUUUUUAAAGCAAGUAAAACUGGAAAAGUUGACCAAAUUAACAAAGAUGAUAUUGAGGCAGCUAAUUGGAGGCGUGUUGCAAGAGGACAUGAGUUGAAAGUUUUGUUAAAAUCUGGGGCACAGUAUAGAUUUAAUGGAUUUAAAGAAAGUGACUAUCAAAAUCUCUCUGCAUUUCUCUCCCAAUUCUACAACACCAAAAUCAAAGAUACUGAGCUCUCUGUUAAAGGAUGGAACUGGGGAACAGCUAAAUUUGAAGGGACAGCUUUAUCAUUUGAUGUGGAUGGAAAACCAGCAUUUGAGAUACCGCUGAAGGAUGUUUCACAAGCAACAACUGCAGGCAACAAUGAAGUUACCCUUGAGUUUCAUCAACAUGAUGAUGCUGAGAUUUCUUUAAUGGAAAUGAGGUUUUAUAUCCCACAAGUAGCAGACAGCACAGAUGCUGACCCAGUCAAGACUUUCCAUGAUCAUGUUAUAUCCAAAGCUGAUAUCAUCCAGAUAACAGGAGAUGCUAUUGUGACUAUUCCUGAUGUGGCUUGCUUAACACCAAGGGGUCGUUACACCAUGAAAGUAUUCCCUACCUUCUUGCAGCUUCAUGGUAAAACCUAUGACUAUAAAAUUCCAUACACAACCAUUCUCAGACUCUUCCUUCUCCCUCAUAAAGACCAGAGAUUCAUGUUCUUUGUGAUAAGCAUGGAUCCACCCAUCAAGCAGGGACAGACACGUUAUCCUUUCCUGAUAACACAGUUCGAAAAGCAUGACGAGUUUGAUGUCAAGUUGAACAUGUCAGAAGAAGAAAUCAAAGAAAAAUAUGAAGAUAAGAUAACACAAGAAAUGAGUGGACCAGUCUAUGAAAUCAUUAGUAGGCUUAUGAAGGCGGUUGUAGGAAAGAAGAUUACAGUACCUGGCUCCUUUAAAAGCAAUGCUGGUGGAAGUGGCAUGACCUGUUCUUAUCGAGCUGGCAGUGGUCUUCUGUAUCCCUUGGAAAGAGGAUUCAUUUUCGUGCACAAGCCUCCAGUCCAUGUUCGCUUUGACGAGAUCUCUUGUGUGAACUUUGCUCGUGUAUCUGGUGGUGGCAGUUCAAGCAGGUCAUUUGACUUUGAAGUGGAAACCAAAAAUGGUACUACAAUUGUUUUCAGCAAUAUUGAAAGGGAAGAAUAUAGCAGACUGUUUGACUUUGUGACUGUAAAGAACUUGCGUAUCAAGAAUACAGGAAAGGUCAAAAAUUCCAAAAAGGGUCAAAAAUAUGAUGAGGACUUGUUCAACUCUGAUGAUGAUGAACAUGAUGCUUAUCUGGAACAAGUCAAAGCUGAGGCCGCUGAAAAAGAUUCAGAGUCCGAAGAAGAUGAUUCAGAUGAUGAAUCAUUUGCUCCUGGUGAUGAGAGUGAUAGAGAUAUUAGGGAAGAAUUUGAUAGUGAAGCAUCAACAUCAUCUUCGGAAGCCGGAUCUGACUCUGAAUCAGAGAAAAAAUCCAAGAGAUCCAAAAGUAAACCUGAAAAGAAAAGGAAAGCUGAGAAGCAAAAAUCUCCUAAGAAAAAGGCUAAAGCAGACGUUUCUAAGGCCUCCUCUUCUAAGAAGGGCAAGAAGAAAAAAGACCCCAAUGCACCCAAGAGAGCCAUGAGUGCAUACAUGUUAUGGCUUAACGAUACUCGACAGCAAAUCAAAGACGAAAACCCUGGAAUCUCAGUUACUGAAGUAUCAAAGGUUGCUGGAGAAAAGUGGAAAGUCCUCACCGACAAAAGUAAAUGGGAAAAACUAGCUGCAGUAGAAAAGGAGAAGUACCAAGAAAAGAUGAAGAACUACAAGAAAGAAUUGUUGGAGGGUGGAGGCGCUAGUUCGAGUAAAAAGAAGGACACGCCAACGAAAGCCAAGAAAGGUUCACCAAGAAAAAGCAUCGAGGGACAAAAAUUUAAGAGCGCUGAAUUCGUAGAGUCCAGUGGCGAUUCAUCAGAUUCGGACGACGAUCGAAAAAAGCAGAAAAAAUCGAAAGCUAAACCAAAAAAGAAAACAAAGAAAGACGAAUCGGAAGAAGAGUCAAUGGAUGAAGAGAAAUCUGAAGAAGAGGAAAUGAGUGACGUGGGAUCAGACUCGGACUAAAACAAGCAUUUAAAAACUGUAUAAAGAGAACUUUUUUUUCGGUGAGCACUGACGGCUCACUGUCAUUUUUUCGUUGACUAGGUUCAUCAAAAGCAGCAUUUUACCCCGGGGGUAUUCCCAUAUACAAUAGGGCAAGGAUCAGUACAGGGAUGCUCGUCAGAAAUUUUUAAAAUGUCCCCCUAAAGGUACCCGAAUCCUGUCCAGGUGGGCGUGGCAACUAAUGAUUUUUACCCAAAAAAGCCGGUACCAACUCUAAAACAAUUUACUCAUUUGUCUGAUUGCUAUUAGCAGAAGUCAUUUGAUGCCGAACCAAAACUAUAUAUCCGUACGAGGUACGACGAGCAUCCUCGCUUUUUCCCAAGCCCCCGGCCUUACAAUGUUGAUGAGCUUUGUCUCCAUAAGGUAAUAAAUCGGCAAGUGAACACCAUAGAUGUUGCACCUUGACUAGUCCUCUUUUUUGUGGUAUUUAAUUCUCUUGAUUGCCGAUUACGUCAUAAUGCGACUGCCGAGAAUACCAAAAACAUGACGUUAUUUUUUUAGGA
Molecule: messenger RNA, 2844 nt
Organism: Actinia tenebrosa (Australian red waratah sea anemone)
Lineage: Eukaryota; Metazoa; Cnidaria; Anthozoa; Actiniaria; Actiniidae
Product: FACT complex subunit SSRP1
Biological process (GO): regulation of chromatin organization
Cellular component (GO): FACT complex; nucleus
Molecular function (GO): nucleosome binding; histone binding; DNA binding
Source: RefSeq, a predicted model, not a curated record